Messenger RNA from Choloepus didactylus (southern two-toed sloth), 5295 nucleotides. RefSeq names its product DNA polymerase eta (gene POLH). Gene Ontology annotation, cellular component: nucleus; replication fork; site of double-strand break. Bases 290 to 2443 code for a protein of 717 amino acids. The record is from RefSeq and is a predicted model, not a curated record. Lineage: Eukaryota; Metazoa; Chordata; Mammalia; Pilosa; Megalonychidae. Gene Ontology annotation, molecular function: DNA-directed DNA polymerase activity; damaged DNA binding. Gene Ontology annotation, biological process: error-prone translesion synthesis; response to radiation. The transcript is spliced from 11 exons.
CGUCAACGGCUCCUGUGGGCGCGCGCUGUCUGAUCGCUGUCGGAAGGAUGUGCUGCUUAGCCGUCAGUCCUCGGUUCCCAGUCCUCACCAGGUUGUGAGGGUGGCUGACCGGGCAAGGAUCCUUUUGCGCCUUGGUCCGUUUCUCCGUAGUCACAGGGAAUAACUCUCUCGAAACCGACUGGCCUGCUCCCGGAUAGGCGACAAGACAGUCUUUAAGACUUCAUCUUCCUUGCAGUAGACACCGAGCCUAGCAUCUGCAGCUUGCGCGGUUGGCAGUUUUGCCAGAAAAAUGGCGACUGGACAAGACCGAGUAGUUGCUCUGGUGGACAUGGACUGUUUUUUUGUUCAAGUGGAACAGCGGCAAAAUCCUCAUUUGAGGAAUAAACCUUGUGCAGUUGUACAGUACAAAACAUGGAAGGGUGGUGGAAUAAUUUCAGUGAGUUAUGAAGCUCGUGCAUUUGGAGUCGCUAGAAGCAUGUGGGCAGAUGAUGCUAAGAAGUUAUGUCCAGAUCUUCUUCUGGCACAAGUUCGUGAGUCUCGUGGGAAAGCUAACCUUACCAAGUACCGGGAAGCCAGUGUUGAAGUGAUGGGGAUAAUGUCUCAAUUUGCUGUGAUUGAACGUGCCAGCAUUGAUGAAGCUUAUGUAGAUCUCACCAGUGCGGUACAAAAGAGACUACAAAAACUACAAGGUCAGCCUAUCUCAGCAGACUUGUUGCCAAGCACUUACAUUGAAGGGUUUCCCCAAGGCCCUACAACAGCAGCAGCGACUGUUCAGAAAGAGGAGAUACGAAAGCAAGGCUUAUUUCAAUGGCUUGAUUCUCUUCGGAUUGAUAACACCACCUCUCCAGACCUGUGGCUCACCGUGGGAGCAGUGAUUGUGGAGGAAAUGAGAGCAGCCGUAGAGAGGCAGACUGGUUUUCAGUGUUCAGCUGGAAUUUCACAUAAUAAGGUCCUGGCAAAAUUGGCCUGUGGACUAAACAAGCCCAACCGCCAGACACUGGUCUCACAAGGGUCGGUCCCACAGCUCUUCAGCCAAAUGCCUAUUAGCAAAAUCCGCAGUCUUGGAGGAAAGCUAGGGGCCUCUGUCAUUGAAACCCUGGGGGUAGAAUACAUGGGUGAACUAACUCAGUUCACUGAAUCCCAGCUUCAGAGUCAUUUUGGGGAGAAGAAUGGGUCUUGGCUAUAUGCCAUGUGCCGAGGGAUAGAACAUGAUCCAGUUAAACCCAGGCAACUACCCAAAACCAUUGGCUGUAGCAAGAACUUCCCAGGAAAAACAGCUCUGGCUACUCGGGAACAGGUACAAUGGUGGCUUUUGCAAUUAGCCCAGGAACUAGAGGAGAGACUGACAAAGGACCAAAAGGAUAAUGACAGGGUAGCCACACAGUUGGCUGUGAGCAUUCGUGUACAAGGAGAUAAACGUCUCAGCAGCCUGCGCCGCUGCUGUGCCCUUACCCGCUAUGAUGCUCACAAGAUGAGUCAUGAUGCCUUUGCUGUCAUCAGGAACUGUAAUACAUCUGGAACCCAAACUGAAUGGUCCCCUCCCCUCAUAAUGCUUUUCCUCUGUGCUACAAAAUUUUCUGCCUCUGCCCCUUCAUCUUGCACAGACAUCACUGUCUUCUUAAGCAGUGACCAAGGUUCUCUGCCAAAGGUGCCAGUUACCAGUUCAGAAGCUAAGACCCUGGAAAGUGGUCCAGCAGUAAUAACCACUAAGAAAGCAACCACUUCUCUGGAAUCAUUCUUCCAAAAGGUUGCAGAAAAGAAAAAAGUCAAAGAAGCUUUGUUUUCAUCUCUUAUUGCCACUCCUCAGGCCCCAGAAACCAAUUCACCAUCCAAACCCUCGCUGCCUUUCCAAACCAGUCGUACUAAAGGAACAGAGCCCUUUUUUAAGCAGAAAAGUCUGGAAGCCAUAAAGCAGAAGCAGCUUAAUAAUCCUUCCAUUUCCUUCCCUCCACAAAAUCCAUUGUCCAGCCCUAAAAAAUUACCAGAACAUCUUCCAACAGAGCGUACAGAUUGUGCCCCUGCUUGUGAAGAGGUGUCGAAACCAGAAUCCUCAAAAGCGACUUCUGCAGAGAUGGAUUUGGCCCAGAGCAGCCCAAGCAGGCUUGCUUCUUUAAUCUCCAAGUCUGCUCUGGAAGUGGCUCAAAAGGCAGCUACUAUUCCAAGUCUUCUUGAUGCUGAGGACCAAGUGCCCUGUGAGAAGUGUGGCUUCCUGCUUCCAGUGUGGGAGAUGCCAGAACAUAUGGACUAUCAUUUUGCACUGGAGUUGCAGAAAUCCUUUUUGCAGCCCCAUUCCUCAACUCCCCGGGUUGUUCCUGCCAUUUCUCCUCAAGGCAAGAGAAAUCCCAAGAGUCCUUUGGCCUCCAGUAAUAAACGCCCUAAGCCUGAGGGCAUGCAGACAUUGGAAUCAUUUUUUAAGCCAUUAACACACAAGUGCUGCCCUUAGGCUUGCUGCAGGGUUUUAGUAUUUAUUUGUAACCUGGGAAAUGGAAAUAAUGUCUACUUCUCAAGGAAAUCCAUAACUUUAUCAAAUUUUUAUUAAAAAGUAGUCCAAUUAGGUGCUAGGUUAAAGCUCCCAUCUCUUCACAGGCAUGGAUUCUAAUCCCAUUGCUCAUAGAGAUGUAAAAAUCCAUCUUCCAGAGUUACAAGUGCUUUGAAUUUUAAUCUUUAGAGUUUAGGGAGGCAGUGUCAUACAAUACAUGGGCUUUGGGGCCUAAGGGACCUGGUUCCAAACCUGGCUGUGCCUCUAACUCUGAGAAUGGCCUUGAACAGGUCACUUUCCUCAUCUGUAAUCUUGAUAAUACUACUUUACAGAUUAUUGAAGAUUAGAUAUAAUGGAUUUAAAGUUAUUGAACUUAAAAUUUGCACAAAGAACUGAGUUUGUUAAAACAAACAAACAAAAAACUUAACACCUUGACUAAAAUUCCAUAUUUUCAGUUGGAGAAUGUGAAGACUUGAAACCCUGAAGUGAUACAGUAACUAGUUUAGGGCAGAGCUCUGUACACAAAAGCUACCCAAAUACUGAAUUUUACACAAGUAAACCCUAGUAUAACCUGUCUUAGCCAUUGGCUCUUCUACCUCUGGCUCUUUGUCCUAAUGUAGAAUGAGACUGCUCCUAGACCAGUUCAGGAAAUGUAGAUUGGAUAAGCCAAGAUCAAAACUAAAUCUUCUCUAGAACCUUGCUGCUACUCCAAGUGUGAUUUGAGGAAUAGCGUUAGCAUCACCAGGGACCUUGUUAGAAAUAGUCUCAGUCUCACCCCCACCCCUACUGAAUCAGAAUAGGCAUAUUAACAAGAUUCUCUUGGCAAUUAGUAUAUGUCUUAAAGUUUGAGAAGUACUGAUCUAGAAAAUACCAAAAGCCAAGGCUGUAGAAGGCAAUGACAUUUCCUUAAACCUUAAAGUACAAAUUUAAGAGCUAAGUACUUGGGCCUUUUAAUCUGUUUCCCACUGAAGUAUGAACUUAGGGUUUUUAUUAUUAUGUUAUUUAAAAUUCAUGAUUGUAACUUUUUGUACUUGGCCCAAUAUAUAUAGUACUGCAUUCAGUUCUUCUGACUUUUCUGACAUGACAUCUUACAGAAACCUUGAAUUAUGCAGGGAACCAAAUUGAAGAUGAAUUGAGUUGGGAGAUGGGAGGAAGAAUAAUGUAUAUAUCCCCCUUCCCACCCCCACUUUUAUUUGUAAAUUAGGAGGUCUGUGUUACUUUCAAGAGGGGGGGAAAUGGCACUGGGUUUAGUACGAAAUGAUUUCUUCAAACAUUUUCCAGCAUUGUGGCACUUUUAAAUAUCUAAUAAGACAGUAUUCGCUGUGUGCAUGGCCUUUUCCUUAUGGGAUUUGUAGUUUCUUGAAAGCAGAAAUUCAUGGUGUCUUGCACAUAACAGAUGUCUGAUAUUCAUUGGCUGAAUGCAUGUAGUGAAAAAUUUUAGAUCUGAUUACCAUAACUGAAACAAUAAAAAUAUACAUAAUCUUUGGUGGCCUGUCUUAUAUACCUUUUUAUCCUCCUAAAUGUUUUAUAAAUGUAGAAAAGUGGCUCACUAGUUCUCAGAGAUGACUUAUUAAGUACUGAGAUGUUGAUUGUCUAAAGUUUCUUUUUUCUUGACCCCAGGAAAAGAUAAGUCAUUUAAAACAAAACAAGACAAACCAUGGAUUAAAGCAUUCAUUUAUCUUGGCUGCUGUGUUCAGAUCAAAUUGACAAGCUUCUCCACCUCUUUCUACUCAUGUGCCUAGAAUGAAGGGGUCAUGUAGAAAAGCAAUGUAGUAGAAACCUAGGUUGGACUUGGUAGUGUGUAAGGGGAGGGGAUGAGAUGUUGGCUGGUGGGUGACCAAAAAAGAUGGCAGCAUGCCUUGUUUUUCUGGGGAUGCCAACCUGCCUGCCCCAAUGGACUGGCAAUGAUCCAGUCUAGAGGGGACAGCAAACAGCUGUGCAAAGGUCAGUAUUGGGUUAAAGCUAUAGUACCUUUUCUGAAUGUAACCUUUCCUUCCUCACAGCUAUUUAGCAGCAACAGUACAGAAGGAAGUAAACAGCUCUUAGCUUCCAACACAAGAGGAAGUUCUUCAGCCACAGCCUACUAAACUGGUGGCAAGUUAAACUCAUAUUUGAAAAAGCAGCUGAACCAAAGUGGGAGGGAAGCUACCACUUAAUACCCCGGAGGCAGAAUGCCUCAUGAGACCUUGGGCCCCAUUUAUUUAUCAUUAAAUUUCUUUUGCCAAAUCCAGUGCUCAGAAUGCACUUUCCAACCCCCUUUUUCCUUUUCGCAAUUGACCUUGGGCCCUAUAAUAUGUGAUAAUCAGAAACAGGAAAAGGGACUAAGAUUUGACCAAGUGUCCCAAGGAGCCCAAGAACCCAGUUUAGGGUGUAUAAACCUCACUUCUCACUGCUUUGCACUGCAAAAGUGUGAAGCAACAGAUCUGUCUCUAAAUUCUAUUUUUCAUUAAGCAAGUGGCACUCUAGUAUCAAAAUUUCCAUGGUAUUGUGACCAGUAGCAAGUGGCCAAUUCCAUGAAUUAGUUACCUAUUUCAGCUGAAAAGGUGUAAGCUUCACUUUCUACUCUUCUUGCUCAAAUUACUCUGCAAAACAGACCAGCAUACUUGGUUAGGAUAAUGGAACAUUGAUCCGUUGUUGGGGAGAGGGAAAGAAGAAUGGUGGAUGAGACAGCUGAAGGAUUCUAGAUUCUUUCCCCAUUCAGGGGUCAGCAGUUGUUUUGUUUUUAUCUCAUCUUGAAGAGGAAUAUCUCUCUGCAGGCUGAGCUUGUUUUAAGCAUAAGCACAGUAUGUCCAAUAAAACAUUUUUAUUCUGUACAA